Scophthalmus maximus (turbot) is the source of this 3753-nucleotide messenger RNA. RefSeq names its product chloride channel CLIC-like 1 (gene clcc1). Gene Ontology annotation, molecular function: chloride channel activity. NCBI's taxonomy places the organism in Eukaryota, Metazoa, Chordata, Actinopteri, Pleuronectiformes, Scophthalmidae. The transcript has 10 exons. Gene Ontology annotation, cellular component: endoplasmic reticulum; membrane. Bases 516 to 2138 code for a protein of 540 amino acids. The record is from RefSeq and is a predicted model, not a curated record.
GAGUGUGCAGUUUUUAGUUGUUUUUUUUACGUGUCGCAAGUUGCCAUGUGUUGUGGAUUCACAUCCCGUGUCCACGUACAUAAUGUGUUGAGUGCACCAUAUAAAUCGGAUGAUGUUUGUCAUACAACUCGUACUCAAUGUUGCCAGGAGGCCAAAUAUUACAACGGUACACACUCCCGGACAGUAGGUGGCGGUAUGCACCUGAAGUUGUCAGUGAUCUUGCUCAACUCGCUGGGCCCUGAUCUCGUUUGUGUCUGGUGCUAAUUUUGUAGUUCUCGUGAUGAGCUGUUGUUUUUGUACAAGUAGAUUUGUGGAAGAACACGUGUUUCCAGAGCUCACGUUCAGUCGGCGUAUGUUUGACGUUGUAGCUUGAACGCGGCAUCAGUCAACGUGGAGUCACUGUGGCCUAUGCGGAAGUGAAGGUAGUCAGUCCCCUGCUUUUGCCUUUGCGUUGAGCCCAGAGGACACGUUGGCUAGCUCACAGAAACACCUGCGCUCCUCCUCUCUCCGCCGGGAUGCUCCUCGUCGUGCUGCUGUGCAGCCUGGCUCUGUGCGCCGAGGGGCGGCGGGUGGACGACGACUGGGUCGACCCCUACGACAUGAUCAACUACGACGCGAGCACCAAGACGAUGAGGAAGCCCGCCGAGCCUGCUCACUAUGACAAUGUGGCGACCAAGAGAAGAGAGCACACCCAGGAAUCCAGCCAGGGCGAGCCGGCGCUGUGCAGCAGCCAAGUAGUGGAUCUGCAGAAAACGAUUGAAGAACAAAAGAAGAAGGUCUCCCUCCUCUCGAAGCAGCCUACAUGCAACCCAGUGUUCAAGAGAUACCUUAGCAGGCUCCUGAAGGAAAUACAAAGAGUUGGUUUGCCCAGUGACUCCUCAGACGCCGUCUAUGAUGCCAAAGUCAGAAUUUCUAAACAAGCGGUGACGGAGAUCAAGACCCUUCUGGAUGGUGAAGACAACUGGAGAACUGGGGCCCUCGACAAUGCCAUCAGUCAGAUACUAGUGGAUCUUAAGCCGCAUGACUACGCGGCCUGGAAGUGGCGUUUUGAGGACACGUUUGGUGUGGAGCUUGACACACUAUUAAAAAUGGGUCUGUUUGUUCUGGUUCUAGUGGCCAUCAUCUGCACUCAGCUGUGGUCAACUGUGUCCUGGUUCGUGCAGUUUAGGAGACUAUUUGCUGUCUGCUUCUUCGUCAGUAUUGUCUGGAACUGGUUUUAUCUGUACAAGAUUGCCUUUGCUGAGCACCAGAACAACAUGGUCAAGAUGGACAUUGACAAUGGAAAAUGCACAGGUGUGAAGAAAAUUGACUGGAGUGAUAGUCUAAAAGAGUGGUUCAGAAGCACCUGGACUCUUCAGGAUGACCCCUGUAAGAGAUACUAUGAGGUCCUCAUGGUCAACCCCAUUCUGCUGGUCCCUCCAACCAAGAUUCCAGUUCUUCUCACAAUUGUGCUCUCCAUUCUGGUAUUCAUGUAUGGCAGCGUGCAGGCAGCCUUCCAGUAUGGCAUCACUGCACCUCUCCGCCGCCCUCGAAGGGAUCCAUCACCUCCGCGGCUCCAGCAACCACAGCCUCACAUCCCGGGGAUCGAGGGUAUUGACCACUUAGCAGGAGGUGAUGCACAACAGCAAGUUCCAAGGCGGCAAGCCAAUGACGGCAGGGUGCACAGGAAUCACGUUCAACAGCGGCAUGCUAACAGACCCAGGGAGGAGCAGGCCCCGGUGGCUGUGGAGACUCUGCUAGCUGCUGGCUCUGUCCACAGUGAGGAUGAAACGGAUGCUGAGUGGCAGGAGGGAACGACUGAGGCAGAGCAGAAUCUCUCUGUGGACUCAGAUUCAGGAGACGAGCAAGAGGCACAAGAGGAGCCAGCAGGAGCGAAGGCCAGCAGUGUUGCUGCUAACACAGCCCAAGCAAAACCUAAACCCAGGCGGUCAGAUUCAUCUCAAUCAAAAACUGUGAAAGUGAGUGAGAAUCGUUCCCGGGAUGAAUCCAGCAGAGACAAUGCAGCACUCAGAUCUCUGCCAGCACAAACUGAUAUCAAGGACUUCUCAGCUGGAGACGGGACCUCCUCUGUCUCUGUGACACACGUUGAAACUAUCGGAGUUCCAGUGCAGGAGUCGUGCCCAGCAGCAACGGAGUAGACAUCUAAUCGCUCGAAGCAGCAAGAUUUGCUUCAUUUGUGUCUGGCGACAUAUCCGAAAAAAUGCAUCAAUAGCAUUUUAAAGGCAGGCCAAUGUGGAACCACCUUGGUAGCGAUCAACCUAAUGUGCCUUUCCUUGAGAUGAGGCACCAACUCUGUUAUUGAUCAUGAUGAGCAGAUUUUCCUUCCUCAGUCAGUGUUGUGUCUCAUCCACGGGCAGGAAUCGUAGUCUUACACUACAAGAUCUCCCUAGUUUCAAUGUAAUGAUUACAAAAGACCGGGCAGUACGGCGAACAGAUGUAAACUUGGGUUUUUGUAAUUUAAAAGGAAAAACACAUCUUUGCUGAUUUUUACAAUAUUAUAUUUCUUUUGUAAUUGAUUGUUUGUCUUCAUACUGAUGCUGCUGAAGUAUGGUUCUUGGAGUAGCAGGGACACCUACUCUAAUAUUGUAACAGAAGCUGCUUGUGUAAAGCAUUGACUGUAUGUAAAAGAUUGGACAAAGUGCACUAAGAAUUACGCCUAAAUAUCCGGGAUACAGCUGCUGCUCAGAGUCUGCGCACUACUGAUUGAGGAGUGGAGCCGUGGUAUCGAGGUCCCACUGAUACAUACGUUUGACCAAACUGUGAGUCAGUCUCAGUUGUCAGUCAUGACGUUUCACCCACCAGUGUGAUUAGAACUACUUAAAUGUUAGAAACCAUCUUUGGGAAAUUUUUAUUGAACGUGUAAUUUGACUUUCUUGUUUGGUACAUGUCCCAUCCGCUAACAUGAUUUAUCAAAUAUACUGCAGCAAGCCACCAGGGGCGAUCCAGAUGAUUUGGCUUUAGUUCUUUUUUUGGUGCUUUUUUGGAACCAUCUUCAUAUUCAGGCUAUUGUACGACCCGGGAAACUGCAGGGUUGUAAGAGGCUCCAGCUUGACGGGCACUGCAGCAGUAUGAAUUUAUUUUAUGUUACAUUCUAAUUAGCUAGCAAUCCCUUAUUCAAGUUAUUAAAGUUGUAUUAAGAAUAAGACAUGAGAAACAUUGCAGCAGUGAUCAUUGGAGGUAAAUUAUGUUUCAAAUCAAGUAUUUCAUGUCCACAUCCAUGAGAAAUAUAGUUUUGUAAGGACAUCUUGUAAAUCUCCCUCUGAGCUCAAAUCUCUGAGUGUAUGAAUCUGUUUUAUGUUCUCCUUGUGUCAGCAUGGGUUUUCUCUUGGUACUCCGGCUUCGUCCCGCAGUCCAAAAACAUUCAGCUUCGAUUAAUUGCCCGAACCUACUUUGUAGGUGAUGUGGAAGAGAUUCUGUAAUUGCCAAAAUAGUUGGUAUUCACCUCAAUAUUAAUGACUGCAUGUAAACCAAAUCUCAUUUUUGAUCUAAGGCACAGGCAGUUGGGCUGUUAAACUCUUCACUGCUUAGAAGAAAAGAAGCUGCAGCCUAAAGGGAAGAGGUUCACGUCUAAGGUGCACGUCUUUGACAAGUGAAGAAAAGAACAAUGAAAUGCAUUCGCCCUCGAUGCCUAUAUACAGGAACUGACCAUAGAUAAAUACCGCUUUCAUUUAUUUCUCUUGCACUACUUUCACUGUUUAACCUGAGUUGGCUGGAUAUAUUUGUCCAAGAUAAAAACAAAUGACUCCUGCUCAA